AGUUAUGAGAGAGGUCGUGCCGUUUCAGGGUGCAUGGCGUAGAGAGAGUGUGGGGUUGCUUGAUUGGCUGAACCUCUUACGUGCUUUCCUUGUGUGUGUGAUUGCCCUUUGCCCUGCUCUCAGCUUAUACUGUCUUCCCACAUGGCUGCCUGGUCCUGCUGCUCUUAGGUUUUGCACCAGAUCGGGUUGAUGUCAACUGCUAUGGUCUUCCCCCGAAUACAACGUACGGUCAUUAUAGCUGUAUCUAGUCUGAAAGAUGGCUCAAAUGCAGCUAUAUAAUGACGGUACGUUGUAUUCGGGGGAAGAAGGUAGUCAAUUGAAUUUUUCCGAAGGCAUUUAGACACCGCAAGUAUGAUUAUCACCAGGCCAAGAGGGUGUGCGUCUGUGUUGAUGUCAACUACUUUUUUGGGCUGCGACUAUGAUGCCGACUUGAGAAAUCCGCGGGUUUCGAUGUUGCACCAAACACCGAGAGGGUGUGUGUCUGUGUUGAGCAAACACCCUUGGAUAGGGCAAGAGAGUCGUGGAAAUGCGGGACACGUGCUCGAUUUGUUGUGGAACAAGCCACAAUACGGGUGGUCGGUAAAGGCGCCUUCAUGCGUGUUGAUCAUCACGCGGCGUCACAUGGUGCUAUUUGAAGUACACGGGAUCAUCGUCUGGGUUGCUGCGGGAUCAGCGAAGGUCCGGGAAUCAGCGAAGUACACGGGACAUACGGAAGUUCUGAGGAUGUAAGGAGUCGGCAAAUGAGAGGUCGGCCCGGUAAGUUAGAGAUAUUGGGUAUGAUGGGAAUUACUUCAGUUAUAUUUAUCGUCUUAUAGAAGGGGAAGUGCCGCCCUUGGUUGAGAACGUGUACCUUUUUUGAAAACAAUAAGGCUUCGAUGAGCCAGCCUUCCAGAUCUGUGUGUGAGCAGGUGGCAGAUCUGGCGGAAGCCGGGUGGUGCAAGGUGCAAGCAUCACGGUCUGUGUACGUGUGUCUGUGUUUGUGUGUGUGUGUGGAGAGAGAGAGAGAGAGAGAGAGAGAGAGAGAGAGAGAGAGAGAGAGAGAGAGAGAGGUAUGGAAGGGAAGCUGAGGGAGGAGGAAGCUGACCAGCGGAAUAUGGCAGAGAGAGAGAGAGGUAUGGAAGGGAAGCUGAGGGAGGAGGAAGCUGACCAGCAGAAUAUGGCACAUUGAUUGGGAGCCCUCGUCCCUUGCGGGUAGAGAGAUGGUGGGAAAGGGCUAUGGAGCUUCUGGAGAUUUGCAGAAUGACACAUUCAAUGAACAUGGCACAAAUCAGUUAGAAUGACACGUUCAAUGAACAAUUUUUUCCAUUCGCAGAAUACUGAAUUGUGCGUCAAUGGUGAGAGGAUGUCAUGUCUUGAAGGUAGGAGAGAGAGAGAGAGACAGACUCCAAUGUCAUUGACCUGAUGAGCAUGUGAAGGGUUUUAAAAGUGCGGCGAAUCUGAAGGUACCACGGAAGCAAGAACUUGACUGUCGACAUUGAAUUGGAUUGAUGCAGACGUUGCUGCAGCAGGGGAGUGAGCUGAUGAUUUGUUGUUGUUGUCAAUGGUAGAUUGAGAUAUGAGCGCAGGAAGGAGGCUGGCUGGAAAUGCUGAAUAGGUCAAUUGGCUGAUCGAUUUGCUCUUCGGACAGAGGAUUGGAAGUCGACGCAUGAAAAUGUGACACUCGGAGGAGUGCGGGCCAGAGGGGCUAGAGACACGCUUGUGUACGAGUGUGGGGUGGAGGGACUAGACACUCGUAAGUGAACAUAGGUCAAGAGACCGAGAAGGUAAGGAGGAUAGAGGACAGUAGUCACAGAUGUGAAAUGUGAUAUAAGUAUCUUCUUUGUUGCAAGCAAUAAGAGAGGCACAGGUCUCAUGUUUUUCCUUUUUUUUGUUUUUUUGGUUUGCUUUUUUUUUCACUCUUCGAGUGGGCGAGUGGGCUUUGGAAGUGACAGUUUUGGUGAACUUAAUGAUUGUUAUGAACAUUCCCAGUUGCAGUUUAUCAUUCUCUUCUUCCCCCCCCCCUCCCCCCUAGCUUUUUUGUCACUACCCCUGCUUUUCUCUGGAGCAUGUUUGGCCCACGGUGCACACACGGGAUUGGCAUUUGAACUACCCCUGCUUUUUUUGUCCCUACCCCUGCUUUUUUGUCUCUACCCCUGCUUUUUUUGUCACUUCCCCUGCUUUUCUCAUGAGUGGGCCUUGGAGGGCAGGAGGUUUUGCGAAUGCGUAGUGCUUGAUGGAUGGAUGCUGUUUCUUUCGUUCGUUGUGACAACUUGUCAGAAUGCUGUUUCUUUCGUUCGUAGUGCUUUGUUCUAGCUGUCUAGGGUGUGGUGAAAAGUUGAGAACACAAUUUUUAAUUUUAUAAAAGUUAAUAAAACAGGGUUCAUUCUAUCUGUCCAUAAGGGGAGUAUGUCUUCGUCGGGCAAGCGACGAGUAUGUCUUCGUCGGGCGAGUACUAGUAUCUGGCCCGAGCGUCCACCGCAUGUGAAUGGGCCUGGCGAUUGUCAAUGUGGAAUUUGUGGUGGUGGGAGAUGGUCCUCAGACAGUCGGACUCAUCCGCAUGCUUGUGUCAGGUGACUCAUUUUGUCACAGAAGGAGGACUGCACUGGUGUGCUUGGCUUACAUGCAGCGAAUGCGUCUCAUUUUUGCACAGAAUGAAGACUGCACUGGUGC
Molecule: messenger RNA, 2649 nt
Organism: Chara braunii
Lineage: Eukaryota; Viridiplantae; Streptophyta; Charophyceae; Charales; Characeae
Source: the annotation of a GenBank genome assembly